CACAAAAGGAAAGGAAGAAAUGAAGAUUGGAUUGGAUUCUAUUUCGGCAUCACUAGCUAGAUCCAGCACUGCAACUGGAUGCAACUUGGCCGACAUGUUAUCCCACAAUGAAGGUGAAGUUCAGAUGUGGAACAGCUGGAAGACUUUUCCGGAAAACCCUCUCUGGGCAUGUGCUGAUUUCCAAAUUGCCCAAACUGGACCCUGGAACAACUGUUCUCGCUGCACUCACCACCCACCACUUAAGCCUUCUUAUACAGAUACGGAUCUCCCCCACUCUUGGCGCAGCAGCAGUUUUGGGAAUUUUGAUCGUUUUCGGAAUAACUCCAUUUCAAAACCAGAUGAUUCAACUGAGGUAUAUGAAGGGGAACCCAUAAAUGAAAGUGGAGAACAAAAUAAAACUUCAAAUAAUGGAGGAGGUUUAGGGAAAAAAAUGAGAGCUAUUUCCUGGACAAUGAAGAAAAAAGUGGGUAAAAAGUACAUCAAAGCCCUUUCUGAGGAAAAGGAUGAGGAAGAUGGAGAGGGUGCCCUCCCAUAUCGGAACAGUGACCCAAUGAUUGGAUCUCACACAGAGAAGGUCUCCCUCAAAGCCAGCGACUCCAUGGAUAGUCUCUUCAGUGGGCGGAGUUCAUCAAGUGGAAUAACAAGCUGUUCAGAUGGUACAAGUAACCGGGAUAGCUUUCGACUUGAUGAUGACGGCCCCUACUCUGGACCAUUCUGUGGCCGUGCCAGAGUACAUACAGAUUUUACACCAAGCCCCUAUGACACUGACUCCCUCAAAAUCAAGAAAGGAGACAUCAUAGACAUUAUCUGCAAAACGCCAAUGGGGAUGUGGACAGGAAUGUUGAACAAUAAGGUGGGAAACUUCAAAUUUAUUUAUGUGGAUGUCAUCUCCGAAGAGGAAGCAGCCCCCAAGAAAAUAAAGGCACACCGAAAUAGUGGAAAGGAAAAACCCAAGACUCUGCAGGAGUUCUUAGAGAGGAUUCAACUUCAGGAAUAUACCUCAACACUUUUGCUCAAUGGUUAUGAGACCCUAGAAGAUUUAAAGGAUAUAAGAGAGAGUCAUCUCAUUGAAUUAAACAUUAAAAACCCAGAAGACAGGAUGAGAUUACUAUCAGCUGCUGAAAAUCUCCUUGAUGAAGAAACUAUUCAAGAGCAAGAAAAUGAACCUGUGCCCCUAUCCUUAAGCCCAGACAUCUCCUUAAAUAAGUCACAGUUAGACGACUGCCCAAGGGACUCUGGUUGUUAUAUCUCAUCAGAAAAUUCAGAUAAUGGCAAAGAAGAUCUGGAGUCUGAAAAUCUCUCUGACAUGGUACAGAAGAUUACUAUCACAGAGCCAAGUGACUGAACACACUUUCUCAACUUUAUAUCUAUAGAUGCAUUCCAUUUUAACCCUACUUGAGCUAAAAGAUCAAACAGGAGAGAAAGAAAGCAUUUGCCGAUACAGCCUAAAGUUAAAAUGUUUUAAUCUAAAUGAUUUUACAUAAGAGUUCAUGUCUCUAACAUUCCCAAUUAUUGUAAAUAGUAUGUAUAUUUAUUAUUUUAAAUGCUACCUGUUAAUAUUUCACCUGCCUGUGUUAGAAAAGCUAUAGUGUAAGUCUUUGAUAUGUGUGAGAUAAGCUUUAUUCAGCUUUAAGUGUGAAAUGAUAAAUUCUGCAGGAAAAAAAAACUCCUUUUUUCAUACCUGCCAGUUUUGCAUUUGUGUUUUGUUAUUCAACAAAUAGUAAUGGAGCAUGUGUCUGUUUAACCAACUGUCCAAGCAGCAUUCACACUCAUUUUUAUACUUAAUGGGAGAGUGUGAAUUAAUACUGGAGACAUUUCAUCCUGAUCCACAGUGGAGUUUUAGUAAUUAUUUUUUGUUAAUUUCUUCACUGUUAUCUGGUAUAAAAGUAUAGAUAACAAGAUAUUGUUGAUUCUCAUUUAGUAAAAUGAAUUUUAAUAAUUGUACAGAUGUUUCAUCUUUAAUUGUAAAUAUUUUUAAUUGUGAAAUACCCUAAUUUUAAUAAUAAAAAGAAGUAUGUGCACUUGCCAUUUUCCAGAUUAGUGGUACUUGAAAGUAUUUUUAUAUUAGACCUCUAGACAAAAUCUCUCUUAACAGUGAGAUUCCCAAAUGAAUUAUCUCACCUCAGUCUGUCUCCUGAACCCCAGCUCUGUGUUAUCUGAUUUCCUGAAUACUUCAAUGUAUUAGUCAGCUCAGGCUGCCAUAAUAAAAUAUCAUAGACUGGGUGGUUUAAACAACGGAAAUUAUUUUCUGAGAAUUCUGAAGGCCAAAAGUUCAAGAUCAGGUUGCAGCAUGGUUGGAUUCUAGUGAGAGUUCUUCCUGGCUCACAGAUAGCUGCCUUCUCUCUGCGUCCUCUCAUCAGAGAUAGCAAGCUUUCUGGUGUUUUUUCUUAGAAGGGCACUGAUCCAUUCAUGAAGACCCCACCCUGACAACCUCAUUUAAACAUAAUUAUCUUCCCAAAACACCAUCUACAAAUAUCAUACAUUGGGGGUUAGUGCUUCAACAUACAUAUUUGUGGGGAAAGGGGUCCAAUUCAGCCCAUAGCGCUCUAGAAGCUUCAGAUCAACAUACCCAAAUCUUGGAUUUUUCUCUACAAAUUUGUCUCUACUUUUUUAUUCCAAACAAAACUCUCUCUUUAAUGACACCAAUACCCAACCAAUUACCCAAAACAGAAAAUCAUUUCUCACUUCAUCUCACGUAUACCCUUCUCAUAUAGAUUCAAUAUAUAAUCAAGUCCUACCUCUAGAAGCGUUUUGUCAUUCAUGGCUUUCUAUCCAUUCCCAUGGUUGCUGUCUUGCUUUGGAAGCUCAUGAGCUCAUGUAUGAAACAGUGCAAUAGCUUUCCAACGGACCUCUAUUCUACCAGUGCCCUACCUUUCAAUCUAUCCUCCACACAGCCUCCAAAAAGAUCUAACAUGUAAAUCAAAUCAUGUACUUCCGGCUUGAAAUUUUUUUAUAGCCCCUCACUAUCUUUAGUAUAAUUUUUAAACUUUCUUCCGGGAUAUAUAAGGUUCUUCUCAACCAUUUUUCACCUACCCUAUGAGUCAUACCUUUCCUCUCCCACCUCUCACUCUACACUCUCUGGCCAUAACAGUCUUCUUGCAAUUCCACAAAUUCACCACUUCCUUUGUGACUUUUCUUAUGCUAUUUAUUUUCCUGGAGUGGCUCCUGCUAUUUUCUACAUCCAAGAGUCUCCCUUUGCUUUCUGUCUUAAGACUCAUCACGAAAGUCACUUACUCUGUGAGGCCUUCCAUGAUUUCCUUUGGUGUUCUCCUCUGGGUUUCCAUAGCAACUUGUAUCUCUGUCAGUUAUAGGACUUACCAUAUUAUACUUUAUCUAUUUGAGAGGCGCUUACCUUUCCACAAGACCAUGAUCUCCUUAUUAUUUUGUUUAGCCUUUUUAAUCUCUGGUGCCUGGUAUUAUACCAGGUACAGAGUGGGCAUUUAGGAAACAUUUGCCGGAGUGCAAUGAAUAUAAUAAUUAUUCUCAUAUAACACAUUCCAUAUUUAUAUUUAAAUCAAUGUCCUUAGUCUAUAGGUAAAUACCUUCCAAAGUGAUCUAAAAGUUUCUUAAAAAAUAAAACACAAUACCUUAGGAAAAAUCAGGAAAUACAAAGUGUUAUUUCAAAUGCUGGGAGACAGUAUUACAUUGUUAAUUUCCAGUAUAUUUUUCCAGAUCCAUGAGAUUUAAUCCCAUAUGCAGUGCCCAGGUCAGGAGUAAAUCACAUGCCUACUCUCUAUUCUUCCCUCUCCACAGCAGGAAAUAGUGUUUCAAUUUCAAAUUUCCAACAUGCUGCCUCCAUCAUGGCCCUGCUCCUGACUAUGGCUACAACUCUAAUAAACAGAUUAUUCUAGGACCUCCUUGGACACAGCACAGCCACUGACCAUAAUUUUUAAACUUUAACCAACCUGCUGCCUCAGGUAGUUCUAGAGAGUACAGCCUCUUUAUGAAGAUACCAAGAAAUUGUAGGUUAGGAAGGAUGAAACGAACUGCCUGAUUGUAAAAUGGUAGAAAUCGCUGGUGAAGCUUACUCAGCCACAACUUCUAUUCCUUCAAAAUGAAGAUCUGGUACCCAGUCAAGGAUCUGGGGAUAUACUUUUGAGUGGAAGUGCUGCAAAGGUCUUGAGGAGGCUGAAGAAGAGGAAGAGAGACUGGUUUCUUACAAAGAGAGGAGGAGGGAGGAGUGGAGACACUACGGGGUUCAAGCUGCCAGAAGGAUGGCCCCAUCACAUAGCACAGCACUGAAAAGGAUAUCUGUAGCAAAAGUAUGUAUCACACUAACAGAUCGCUGCUGCCCUCAUUUCAUCUGUUGGAUCCCUGCUGCUCAUUUUCCUUGGGCUUUUCUCUCAACCAUGGACGCUGGAUAAAGAGAAGUAAAAAGGCAAGACAUAGUUCACCCAAGGUUGUAAGGUAAAGACAGACCUUCUGCUGCUUUUGGCUAGGAGACAGACAUGAGUCUGAGCCUUUCAAGAGUGGAUGUGAAGGUGGUUAGAAAGUUGGUAUUUUAAUGGUUACCAGAUGGCUUUGUGUUUCCAGGUUGAAAUGUGGUGAGAGUCCCAGUCUCAAUCAUUUAUUUAUUCACUCAACAAUUUUGAGACAUGGAAUGUAUAUGCUGCCCAAGACUAUGCCAGUAAAGGCCUUUUGGAUCAUAUAAUCUGCAUUAGAAUCUUGCCAUAGCCUCUCACUGGAAUAAACUGAGUCUUUCAAUACAAAAAGGUUGUAAAACUGUUCUGGAAUGCCAUGAUUGUUCUGAUCCUAGGAAUAUCUUAUAUUUACAAAUUCAAGUGUGUGGUGAAAGUAUGCAUGGUUAGAGAAAUUUUAGUCCAGAUAAAUGGAUAAACUCUUCAUAAUACUUUUUUGAUAAGAACAUUUAAAUUCUGCCCCCUUAAUUGUAUUGCU
Callorhinus ursinus (northern fur seal) is the source of this 4896-nucleotide messenger RNA. It is a transcript of the gene SAMSN1, whose product is annotated as SAM domain, SH3 domain and nuclear localization signals 1. Gene Ontology annotation, cellular component: nucleus; cytoplasm. Lineage: Eukaryota; Metazoa; Chordata; Mammalia; Carnivora; Otariidae. Gene Ontology annotation, biological process: negative regulation of peptidyl-tyrosine phosphorylation; negative regulation of B cell activation. The record is from RefSeq and is a predicted model, not a curated record. Gene Ontology annotation, molecular function: phosphotyrosine residue binding.